AUGCAACCAACUGUAGCAGAGUAUGAUAAAAAAGAAGCCUCAUCAUCAUCGUCGUCGUCGUCGUACAAAACAGUGAACUCCUCUCCUUCUCUCACAGAAAGUGAUGCUCAACUGAGCUUGCUCUCCAGACUGGAGGCACUUCAGGUGCUGUUGCUCGAUAUCAAACCCACGGAAGAGCCCAUCGUGCCGCAGCAGCCGGAUGUAUUGCGCAUUCAAUACUCAAGUACAUUCAAUUAUGUCCUGGGUAUGUACCGAACGAUGAGUGCCACCUUCACAGGGGUCCAUUCACCUUCGUCUGCAAAGUGGUUUCUUCUUACGGCCUACGUGCUUCGUCAAUGCACUUCCCACUACAGUGUAUGGAAGGAUCGCCGGGAUGUUUUACUGGAGCCUGCUCGGCUGCUGAGCUCAACCCAAGAAUCCCUCAAAGAGGAAAAUGAUAAGAUCGACAACACCCGCAUGUUCCUACAGGAAGUAAUGCCAGUGGCGGAGAGGUGGUUGCCGAUGCGGGCAGACGUGGAGGGGCCCGGCGGCGCGUAUAGCCCGUGGCGUGCGGUGCAGUGGGAGUUAAACGUCAUGAAAAGCUUCAACAUGCGGUUUCACAAGAACUUUCAGGUGUGGCACCACCGGAAGGAGUUGUUAAUAGAGUCUCUUGCACGCACAGAUCCAGCGUUACGCCAGGAAGCGUUCGCCUCACUGGAAAGCUUUGACCGGUAUCUUUCCACUCAUCACAACGUGAGGUUUGCAGAUAUUGAUGAGCGAACUCUCUGCAACGAGGUAUUGGAGAUUGACGUAAAGAAUUACCACGUGUGGUUGCAUCGGUCGUGGUUUGUGCACGCCUUCUCGUUCCUUCUUCAGCCACCACUGUGGGCGGCGCUCUUGAAGCAUUUCGGCAUCAGCGCCCAGAAAAGGGAGACAAGUGGAUCCGACCUUCCACCAUUUAUUCCGAACUCGAAGUGGAAACGUGAGUGCAUGAAGCCCACCGUUCCGCCAUGCUCUCUGAAUGAUGAGUUGAUGUACACUGCGUCCCUCAUAAGGGCGGACUGUUUUAAUAACUCAGCGUGGUGUCACCGAUUCCUUGUGUUUCGUAAUGACCUUAUUGGUGUACUGCUGCGAAACAAUGCUCCAAUCCAUCCAACGGACGUGGAGGAGGUGGUGCGGCAGUUCUGCCUGGAGGAGAUGAACUAUGCACUGCAGUGGUGCUUCUACGAGCCGUGCAAUGAGUCGUCGUUUGUUCACGCCCGGUCAGUUGCAGCUGUCUUCCAGGCUGCAACUAUACGGUUGCAUCUGUCUAACAAUGCUGGAAAAGCACACAGCUGCCUCAAUGACAGUGAGCCGAUUUUCAAUGACUCACGGUCGUCUUCACAUUAUACCUGUUUGAGUGAUAAGGUUUCGUGGAACGACUUUUUGGCAACAUUUUCUCUUCUUCUCCAGCAGCUGUGCGCUCUACGGGAUGUCAUCACCCCUCGUGCAGAGGACUUCCGAGUGUACGGAACAGCACGAGAUGCGAAGACGGUGCAUGUUAUUCAUCAGUGUCGUUCUCAGUUUCUGCUAGACAAUGUGCAUCAAGUCUAUGCAGCGCAUUAUCACUGCCUCUUCCUAUUGCUCGAGCAUCUCUGGUGUUAUUAUUUCACUGACGACGAAAGAUCGCGAGUGAAGAAGGCGUUACCGUCUGAGGUAUACGCAGCUGGAAUCGACGCCGUCGAGACGCAAGUAGCCCAGGUGCCGGAUGGGUGCAUAAAGUUCUUUCUUGAGAAUGAGAUGCGGGCGAUGGAGCUGGCACGUCGGCUAGUGACGGAGGACUCCAUCCGAUCCAGGUACUGGAAGCACGAAAUAAGCCUCGUCAUGCACAGGGAGUACAACCAAGAAGAGGCCGAGAGAGCGUGUGUCUGA
Molecule: messenger RNA, 1890 nt
Organism: Trypanosoma grayi
Lineage: Eukaryota; Euglenozoa; Kinetoplastea; Trypanosomatida; Trypanosomatidae
Product: protein farnesyltransferase alpha subunit
Exons: 1
Coding region: 1-1890 (629 amino acids)
Biological process (GO): protein geranylgeranylation; protein farnesylation
Cellular component (GO): CAAX-protein geranylgeranyltransferase complex; protein farnesyltransferase complex; cytoplasm
Molecular function (GO): CAAX-protein geranylgeranyltransferase activity; protein farnesyltransferase activity
Source: RefSeq, a predicted model, not a curated record